Molecule: messenger RNA, 1032 nt
Organism: Carlito syrichta (Philippine tarsier)
Lineage: Eukaryota; Metazoa; Chordata; Mammalia; Primates; Tarsiidae
Gene: STAP1
Product: signal transducing adaptor family member 1
Exons: 9
Coding region: 122-979 (285 amino acids)
Biological process (GO): cell surface receptor protein tyrosine kinase signaling pathway; positive regulation of B cell receptor signaling pathway
Molecular function (GO): protein kinase binding; signaling adaptor activity
Source: RefSeq, a predicted model, not a curated record
GGUUAAAAAGCAAACUGGGACUUCCUCUUUGAACAGUUGCCUUUUCCUCCCACACAGGGAGGAUUUCAUUUUGUUUGAGACUAGACACAGUUGAAACCAAACCACAUAUCAAAGGGAGGGCAUGAUGGCUAAGAAGCCCCCGAAACCAGCCCCUCGCAGGAUCUUCCAGGAAAGAUUAAAGAUUACCGCUCUACCCUUGUACUUUGAAGGUUUUUUAUUAGUCAAGAGGUCAGAAUACCAGGAGUAUAAACAUUAUUGGACAGAGUUGAGAGGAACUACACUCUUCUUCUACACUGACAAAAAAAGUACAGUAUAUGUUGACAAACUAGACAUUACAGACCUCACGUAUCUUACUGACCAGAAUUCAGCUGAAAAGAAUUGUGCAAAAUUCACUCUUGUUUUACCAAAAGAGGAAGUGCAACUGAAGACAGAGAACACAGAAAGUGGGGAGGAAUGGAAAGGCUUCAUUCUUACGAUAACAGAGCUGUCAGUUCCCCAACAUGUGUCACUUCUACCUGGGCAAAUAAUUAGAUUGCACGAAGCCCUAGAUAGAGAAAAGAGAAGGAGGAUUGAGACAGAGAAGAGUACAUCUGUGGAAAAAGAGAAGGAACCAGUUGAAGAUUAUGUGGAUGUACUGAAUCCUAUGCCAGCAUGUUUUUAUGCAGUGUCUCGGAAAGAAGCCACUGACAUGCUCCAGAAGAAUCCUUCCCUGGGAAACAUGAUUCUGAGGCCUGGGAGUGACAGUGGAAACUACUCCAUCACAAUCCGGCAGGAGAAAGACGUGCCAAGAAUCAAGCACUAUAAAGUGACAAGCAUCGGGAAAAACUACAUUAUUGAACUGGAAAAACCUGUAACACUCCCAAACCUUUUCAGCAUCAUUGACUACUUUGUGAAGGAGACUCGAGGAAAUUUAAGACCAUUUAUAUAUUCAACUGAUGAUAGCCUUGGCCAAGAACCCAACAUGGAAGGGAGAAGUUGAAGAAAAAUUCACAAAUCGCAUGAAAUAAAGUGUGAAAACUCCAUGUAUCUUGG